Molecule: messenger RNA, 2874 nt
Organism: Kwoniella botswanensis
Lineage: Eukaryota; Fungi; Basidiomycota; Tremellomycetes; Tremellales; Cryptococcaceae
Exons: 15
Coding region: 1-2874 (957 amino acids)
Source: RefSeq, a predicted model, not a curated record
AUGACAAGCUUCUUAAGUGGUUUAUAUGAUUUCUUCCUAGAUGGUGGGGACGAGACACUGGCGAACUUUCCUGCUAUACUGGAUCAUCAAGCCGCCGAGCAAUCUCUAGGAGGUGUGAGAUUCUCAGCAGAAUGGUUACAAUUAAAAGCCAAGAUCGACCAAUUACUUAAUGAUAAGAACGAUCAAGAUGAAUCGUUAUCCAAAGCAUUGAAAAUAUUCGCCAAAGUGAUAGAUACCCUAGAUUUAUACGCACCAUCCCUCAAAGGUCUGACGGACGUACAUGCCUAUACAUGCGAGACUUUGGAAAGUAUCAUUUUCGAUCAACCUGUUGCUGAUCGAAGAGGACAAGCUGCAGCAUAUUUAUAUGGUCAAGCAAUGGCAAUGUCCAGCUUAACUUCCGAAGCGGUUUCCCUAGCGAUUGAAAACCUCUUACUAAGAGGCGAUCAGAUAGCUUCGAAUCUUGCAUUGUGUAUUAUACUGGGUAUAGAAAGAAGUAGUUCGAUAUUGUUUGAAAGUCAUUUACCGGUUUUGUUAAGGCAGGUUCAGAUGGCUGCUUUUGGAAGUGCGGACAAGUCAGUCUCGCAAGAAUCACUCAUUCGAGCACUAAAGAUUUACUCACCUUCUGAAAAAGCUUCAUCGUGUCAGACAAUCUUACAGUCUACACAUUCAUUGUUGGCUGCAAGUCUUAGACUAUGCGAAGAGCAUACUCAUUCGCUUGCACAUGCACAUGUGCACGGUGUAGCGGGUAAAGAAGAAGAAGGUUUAGCAUGGUGUUGUUUCAUCAUUGAACAUACACCGAUGCUCCUUCGUAAUGACCUUCGAGUCCGAUACCCAACCACCUGCUCUUCCAAAUCAAUAUACAACCUUCUCCUCCCCCUCUCCUCCAAAGUAUCUCUCUCAGCGCAGAUUGCACUUUGUGCGGCAUUGCCAAUACUUGCCACAUGGGAUACGAUGUCUUUCGUAGAGAAUGGGUUGAUGGACGAUACAAUCAGAUUCAUGCUGGGUCUAACACAGAGUACGGGUGAGGGUUUGAGGGUGGCGGCAUUGCGGGGUUUGGGGCAGGUUGCGGGAGUUGUAUUGCAUCGCUUCGAACCAUUCUUGGAACAAGUUGGACAAACUGCUUUGGGAGUAUUGAAAGAGCAAACAAGACCCAAAGACCAAAAAGCAGCUCAAAAACUACUAGCUCGUCUCUUAGCAUCCCUUGGUCCAAUCACUCUAGACGUAAUGAUAGAAUACCUUCAUCAUCCACAUCACAUCUUACUUGCCGAUGUGGAAUUGUUGGAAAUGAUAGCUACGUUGUUACCCAAUUUGGCGAAGAGGAUUAUACAAACUUUGACUGAUAUUAUUGAUGAUCUAUUGAGUGAUAAACAAUGUGGGUAUCCUACUGAAGCUGUACUUGAAGCAUUAAACGUAUUUCCUCUAACCGAUCGAGAUCUGGCUGCAAGAGCACAAAAGUUGGUAUUGUGGAGCCUUGAGGAAGAUAAAGGUAAAAAUAUCGUUAUUGCCGCUUUGCAAUUAUCGACCAAUCCCAUUAUAGCUACCUUAUCUAUAAUGAGGAAUCUAACUUUCAAAGCUGCCCAUUUACUCUUGGCAGAUGACGCGCACGUAGUUCACGUAGCUCUAUCGGUCCUGGCCAACCCCGCCCUCGCAUCGAUGUUAGACGAACGAUCAUGUUCCAUGAUUCUCCUAGCACUGCAUCAGUCGUUAGAACCAUCCAUUCAAAUCGUAGCUGCAAAAUUGUUGACUCAUCUCACUACGGCGCACAAGGCGAUCGUCCAACCUCUAGCAUGGAGUCAUAUUCGACAGAGUCUAAGUCUGAUGGAUUUCUUACAUUCAGUGGAUCCAAACAGGGCAGUGGUGGAAGCUUGCAUUAUUAGUAAUCUGUUACCCGCCCUUCCACCUGCCCUACACAAGAAAUACGUCGGCCCCGUCAAAGAGUUAAUAAUGACCGGACUCCGACGGCCAUCAGAAGCCAAUAUCCUCUCAUUAAUCUUCCAAGGUUUAUCCAACUUAUCCAAAUUCGAAAGUUACUCUUCAGAUCAACAGGCUCAACUGACUUACGACUUAUUGGAAAUGACAUUAGAAAUCCCAAAAGAUUGUCAACAUGCUUCCUUGAAUGCAAUUUCGAAUCUGUUGUCAAUUCCGAAAGAUGGUUUGGAUGUAUUUGAGUUGUUGAUUAAAGUACAUGCGAUAUUUGGUAAUUCGAAGAAUUCCCAAAGUACCUCUGGUAUUGGAUUAGGGUUGGAUGAUGAUCUAAAGGCUUUGGUCAGUAGUAUCUAUGGACAUUUAGGUACGGUCGAGAGGAAUCCUGUCAUCAAUCGAGACUCAAAAGCAGCUAUCAACCGAGAAACAUCCACCUACCCAUCCAAGAUCCAACAUUUAUCCCGUAUCGCCGAAAUCAGAGAUCGAUAUGGUCCAUUAUCAUCAACUCAUAUCAGUCAUCUUUUGAUCGAAAACCUGUUAGGUAGUUUGAACGUUUCUCAUAAGAGUAAUAAUGAUGAUAGAUCGGGUAUAAUUGAAACGAUGACUUGUUUAUCUAUACUUCAACCAUCCACCGCUCCAGCACCAGGAGGUUCCAAUCACUCCAGUGGUAGUGGUGGAGGAAUAGUAAAUUUGAUACCGGAUUUACCACUUAAGAUAAUUAAAGAAUUGAAAAUAUCUUUGAAUUCAAGGGAAUCAAUCAAAGAUAUCAAUUCUACUUCGAUAUCAUCCAAUUUACUAUUCUUGACUUGCGUCUUACAUCAAGAUUUGAAGAUAUGGUUAAAUAAUUAUUGGAAUGAUACCACUCAAAUCAUGUCGGAAUGUAUAACUUCAGGAGAGGUUUUACCUACUUUGAGGGGGUUGGAUGUGGUUUUAGAUGCUAUUAGUGAUUAA